UCGGCACCUGCUGUCAUAUCGGAGGAAAGAUGGCGUCGUCAGGGACAGCGAGCCUCUUCCUCCAGCGGAUUCCCGGGUCCAUGGCCGUGUUUCUGGCCGUGUUCAGUGUUCUCAUCACGGUGCAGUGCGAUGAGCAGGUCCCGGUCAUCAUAUGGACCAGUGAAGGGGUCUCCAUCCCUCGGCAGGCUCCACCCACUGCAGGUCACAUCGUUGGGCACCAGCAGCUCUCCUCCUACCUGGAGAAGACUCUGAACGUCGGGCCCCGAAACCUGGUGCUGUUCCUUCAGGAUAAGAUGAGUAUUGAAGAUUUUACCAUGUAUGGAGGAGCCUUUGGAAACAAGCAAGAUGGUGUUUUUCCUAAUCUUGAGGGAGCGCUUCAGGCCUCCUCUUCUUCUCUGGUUCUUCCUGCGGUGUCUUGGCCCGCCUCCAACGCUGUGAUUGGUCAGCUUCAGGACCAAUUGGAAACGUCCCCUCUGUACAUGGACCCGGAGACGCUGAGCCAGCUGAGACUGAACGCCUCGUCUCCGGCUCUGCUGGUGUUCAGGCUGCCGUAUGGGACCGGGUCAGAUCUGCUGUCUGCUAAAGACAUUCUCAGUGGAAACGAUGAGGUCAUGGGUCAGGUGAUGAGCAUCAUGAAGUCCCAGUCCAUCCCCUUCACGGCCGUUUAUACCGGCCUGCAGCCCUCCAGGAAGGAAGCGGCGUCCAUGUCUCUGGAGGCGGGGCUUGGUGGAGGACGCUCCCUGCUGCAGUCCAGAGGCGGAUACAGGGACCGGUGGAGGGACCGGGAGCGCCAGCAGCGCGUCAAGGAGCGGCCCGGAGUCUACCCUCCUGUGGAGUUUAAGGAGGACGACAAAACCUGCAUGAUGCUGUGGGCCAAAGGCCUGACGGUGAGCAUUCUGCGGAACAACCACUGGGAGGAGCACGACCUGACGCCAGCCACCUUCGGAGAGGGAGUUAGCCCCAAGCUACACGGCUCCGACUGCGACCAGAGCAAAUCGAGGUUGGUUCUGAACUAUGAAAACGUCCUCGCCCACCGCAGCUUCAAGCUGAUCUUCGUCAUGAGCCAGCGCCAUUACACGGUGUCGGCGCGCCGCUGGUUCACUCUGGACGCCGUGGAGCUGGAGUACGACGGCACCAAAGCCACGUUCAACGGCAGCAGGAACAUCUACGCCCCGGCUGAGUACUCCUACCGCUGCAAGUCCGUCAGCAGCUUCCGCUGGCCGCUGCUCGUCCCGCGCUCCGCCAAAGACCCGGCCAACCAGUGGAGGGUCUCCUUCGACGACUUUCAGAUCCAGGGCUUCAGCUUGAGCGGCAGCGAGUUCUCGUACGCCAGCGACUGCGCGGGGUUUUUCUCGGCUGGGAUCUGGAUGGGCCUGCUGACCAGCCUGCUCAUGGUUCUGGUUCUGACCUACGGCCUGCACAUGAUCAUGCAGCUGCUCACCAUGGACCGCUUCGACGACCCCAAAAGCCCCGGCAUCUCCGUGCCCCAGACGGAGUGACGCAGUCCUCCCACCACAACCAGCCCUCCCAUUCCAUCAUCAUCACUGAAACCUUAAUGUGAAUCCCAGCACUGACGAGUCAAAGUUUAGGUGGUUGAAACAUCCAGAGAUAAUUACUGAUUAUUUAUUAAAUGGAAUAAAAGAUGCUAUUUAUUAUUGUUACUGCUGUGAUUGUUGUGAAGUUCCAGUUUACAUUUGGUUUGUUGUAGAUAUGUGAGAUUAUUACUGGAAACAUUAAACUUGGAUUAUGGAUUAUGUUCAUGACAUUCCAUUGUUGUUGUAUUGUUGCUGUGACUCCAAUAAAACAUCCUAAAGGUG
Xiphophorus maculatus (southern platyfish) is the source of this 1817-nucleotide messenger RNA. RefSeq names its product V-type proton ATPase subunit S1 (gene atp6ap1a). NCBI's taxonomy places the organism in Eukaryota, Metazoa, Chordata, Actinopteri, Cyprinodontiformes, Poeciliidae. Bases 30 to 1499 code for a protein of 489 amino acids. The transcript is spliced from 11 exons. Gene Ontology annotation, cellular component: proton-transporting V-type ATPase complex. The record is from RefSeq and is a predicted model, not a curated record.